Messenger RNA from Entamoeba invadens IP1, 765 nucleotides. RefSeq lists its product as hypothetical. Gene Ontology annotation, molecular function: RNA binding. The coding region runs from base 1 to 765 and encodes 254 amino acids. NCBI's taxonomy places the organism in Eukaryota, Evosea, Mastigamoebida, Endamoebidae. The transcript has a single exon. The record is from RefSeq and is a predicted model, not a curated record.
AUGGAUUACUCGGCUGACGCUUUCACAACACUCUAUAUCGUUGGUAUACCAGACUCUGCCACAGAACAAACUAUCAGAGACGUAUUUUCUAAGUAUGGUACUGUAGAGUUGGUAACUAUUCUUGCGAAACGCCCGAACUACAUCACACGAACGAUCUUUGUGAAAUACUCGAAGAAAGAAGAGGCCUUAACAGCCCGCCGUGAACUGAAUGGGACGAACCCGUUUGGGAGUGACGGGCAAAACAUCAACAUCAAAAUAGCUGAUAAGAAUUAUAAGAGGAAAAGAGAAGAACGGAUGAGACAACAAGACUUCUAUAUGAGGAAACCGAUGGAUCGCCCGAUUGAUCGUGACCCACGAGAAUACCCCCCACGAAGAGAUGACUAUCAACUCCCUUAUACUCCUCAAGGAGAGAAUGGAUAUCAACAAUAUGACCCAAUGUACCCACAACCAAUCUACCAACCUUAUCAAAUGUAUUACCAACAACAACCUCCUUACUAUAACACUGGGUAUUCAGUACCACAAGAUUCUAACCCUUAUAACUAUAACUACCCACCUCAACCACCUCCUCCUCAACAAAAUAUUCAAGGCCAACAACAUACCCUACCUAACCCUCCUCAACAUCAACAAAACUCGAAUGUUACACAACAACAACGCCAAAAAACGGCAGAUAACCAGAAUUAUAAACCAGCUCCAACUCCAGUAGAUCAACCGCGUAGAGAACAACAACAAUUACCACAAAAAGACAUUCAAGGAAAUAGGGAAUAA